CCAUCUUUCAGAUUAAUUAAUUAAUUAAAGAAGAUGUUUGGAGAUGAUCCACCACCAUUGCCCCCAACUCCAUGUGCUGAAACUCCAUGUGACGUUACUUUUGUUGACUUAAGCGAUCAUGAUCGGUUUGUUGCUGUUGCGGAUGAUGAUCACGACGGAGAUGAUGCAGAAUUUCGUCCACAUAUGUCCGGCAUACUUCAAACUGAACCAGAUUCGGAAUUUGUUAACCCUGAAAUGGAAGAUGAAACUACCAGUGGUGGAUCGCAGGACAUGUCAGCUUUCGAAAAAGUGAAGGAAGAUUCGAUUCUAACGGAAAGUAUGAAAGACGCGGCAAAACACAAUUCAUAUUUGCAGCAUUUCGAUUUGAUUGGUGGAAAUGAAGAAGCAAUAGUUAUACAGAGUGCUCUGCAAAACGAAGACAAUGAUGAAUUUGGUGAUUUUGGAAAUUUUGCUGAAACGAUGGAAACUCAGAAAAGCGAAAAUGAUAAUUGGGCAGAUUUCGGGUCCUCUUUAUUUCUUGAUCCUUAUAUGGAAAAUAAGUCGACUGGAAGUGUUACAUCUUCAGGAGCAAAGUUGCAGCUUACCACUGAGACUGCAAGUUUCUAUAAUUUAAUUCAAAUCAUUCCUGAUAAUCGUACAUUAUUUGUUAGAGUUAUCUUACAGGAAAGUUCAGAUUUAACUCUUCGAUAUAGAGAUGACCGAAAUAAUAAUCAUGGCAAUUCAUAGAAUAUAAGCCACAAUCCAUCAUCAGCAUUAUCCUUCCUCUACGAUAACAUCGAUGUCACUGAGUGUGUCAAAUACCUCUAUUCCUUACUCGUCUCUUCAUAUACGUAAUCCAUUUUUGUAAUAU
Messenger RNA from Loa loa (African eye worm), 850 nucleotides. RefSeq lists its product as hypothetical. The transcript has 3 exons. The record is from RefSeq and is a predicted model, not a curated record. The coding region runs from base 34 to 726 and encodes 230 amino acids. NCBI's taxonomy places the organism in Eukaryota, Metazoa, Nematoda, Chromadorea, Rhabditida, Onchocercidae.